GGAUCUAAAAUCUUCAAUGGAACAGGACUGGAGGGCGUUGAGCAGGAGCAAGGUACCAUUCGGAUCGUAAACCUUAUCGUUAUUGUUGCAAUCAGAUAAGAACCACGGCGAGGUACUAAACGCGUUUGAUGAUCAAUGCUUGUCAUAGAUCUAUCUGACAUCCCUGAAAACACACAGACUGCCGAGGAAAAGUCACAGCAAUUGACGCCACGGAGCUCAAUGAUCCGCAAAGCGGUUGCAUCGCCAGUGAUAGGAUCCGACGACACCAGCCGGGAGUUUCCUUCAUAUUUUACUCGUCGAAAGCAACUCAAAGCGGAAGGACCCCAUCGGGAACCAUCCGUCUUUUAUCAAACGAUCGAGAUUCAGUUUCCAGCACCGAUUGGUACGGAUAAUCCUAUGCCGUUUAAGUCGACAACGUCAAUGUCGCCUACAGCAUCCUCGUCGUUGCCGCCAAUCCUUCCAAGAGGUGAUCGCAGCACCCAGAAUACGAGCAACUUGUCAGGAAGGGGAGGGCCCACGAGGACUCCAUCAGGGCCAACAGUCGCACAUGCACCCCCAUUGCGACAGCGUGACAGCUAUUCCUCUCCUCAGAUUGUCUCAAAUAGACCUAAUCUAGGACAAAAACGAGUUUCUGGCUCGGGGCAAAGUCUCCAGGCUCAAGCAGCGGCGUACAACACAACGGCAGCUCGGCGUCCCACUAACCCUGGCAUGCCUAUUCUGAGAGCGAAGAGUAAUCCUGGAGAUCUCUCGGGCGCUGGAAUGAAGGAUCGGCCCUAUGGCUUAUCCAGUUCACACAGCGCAGGCGGCAGCCAGGCUAUUGAAAAGUUCAUGGGUUUGUUCACUGGAAAGCACCGGGAUCAUGAUUCUUCAUCAUCGAAGGACAGCGACAGCAAGGAUGGCAAGAAGGAUAAGAAAAGAGAUUCUUUUACGGACAAGCAGAGGAAGUACAAGAGUCAGGAAGUGAAUCCCAGUCAUCUACAGGGAUUUGCAUCGUCUGGACGGAAGGGCGCACCCGUUCACGGCACCAUCAACGAGAACGAAGAAAGGCCAUACGCGCAACCUCCGCCACCGCGGCCCAUGCAGCAAUCAGGAACAGCGCCCCAGAGGCCACCGCCACCACCUCCAGAGGGCUCCUUGAUGGAUCUUCUUGAUCCUCCCCAGCGGAUCGGUUAUCAUUCUGGACAGUCGACCCCUUCAGGAGGCUCCCGCUCCAACUCGCCUGCUCGUGCACCUUCAGCGUCGAGACAUCCUCUCCCGGCCAACACAUCGUUCACCUCGACAUCGUCAGCAAGGUCGACAUCGAGCGGCGAUCGACUAUACCACGGAAGAGGGUUGCCGUCCCACGGCAGCUCAAGCUCACUGGAGAUGCUGAACCCAGGACUGCGUCCGGAGGACGAACACUAUGCCCGCAAACGAUCCCCACGACCUGGUCACUCGCCUCAGGUUGAUUCUCACGGACACGUACUUUAUGACAAUCAUCUGUAUCAUCAACAGCAACAUAAGCAGCACUUAGCAUCCCAUCCACACUCACGUCAACAGCACCAGCAGCAGCACGGGGCGCACAGCCCCCAUCCCGGAUACGAGUACGGAGGCAACAACACUGCGGGUUAUUUUCAACCGCCACAGAUGUCCUCGCCUGCGCUCUCUCCAAGGAGCAGACAGGGCUCUUUCGGGUCGGUCGAAACAUACGAUUCAAAUGCACCGACACCCACACCAAAAUCCAAAGACCGCAAGCUCCCACGAGAAGGAUCCUCGCCCUCGAUCCUUAGGGAUCAUCACAACGGCACACCCUCAAAAGAGCGGAGUAAUUCUUCAAAAACCUCUUCGCCGCAUCACUCACCCGCGCUUGGACCACUUUCCAGAGCUGCAUCAAAUCAGGGCGGAUAUGGAUAUACGCAGCAGCAGCAGCAGCAGCAGCAUGGAUCGUCUCCUCUGGCAGAGGGAUACGGCGCCACGAGUUAUGGUAGCCUAUCACCUUCGAGUCGUGCAAGGACCCGUGCACAGAGUCGGGAUGAGCAGCAUCUGCUACAUCGCCAAGAGAGCGGUAGUAUCGCUCAUGCCCAUGCUGCACCGAGACCACCAUACUAUGAGCGGGAAAGGAGUCGGUCAGGCACUGGACUUACCAUCUCAACGAUGACUUCUGGGUUGGUAUUGGCAUCAGCUCCGGUAUCGGCGCAUUCAAGUCCUGCGAUGCCGCCUGUACCGACGACAUCGUCGCUGUCGUCAGUGACUCAUCACCACAAUAGUAAUAAUAGCAGCGUGUCCCUGGCUUCGACAUCUUCGACAGCGUCGAGGUCACUGGGACCCGGUCGGUAUGCGGCUCCUCCUCCUUCUGGAUAAACGUGAGCUUCCUUUUAUGAUAUCCAACGUUAUUACAGAUAUAUCUUACGAACAUUAUUCAAUUUUCAUCUCAUAAAGAAGACAA
Molecule: messenger RNA, 2425 nt
Organism: Gamsiella multidivaricata
Lineage: Eukaryota; Fungi; Mortierellomycota; Mortierellomycetes; Mortierellales; Mortierellaceae
Exons: 1
Coding region: 136-2340 (734 amino acids)
Source: RefSeq, a predicted model, not a curated record